AUGCCAUUGGAGCCACGGGAGGCCGAGGGUGACUUUGUGCACUGGUGCAGUGAUGAGGGAAUCCCAGGAAAUGAAGGACCAAUGGGGCCAUCAGGAAUCCCAGGGUGCAAUGGGACGAAGGGGGACAGUGGAUACCCAGGGUUACCUGGGGUGCCGGGACCUGUUGGAUUACCAGUCGAGAUGGUGAUCCUGGAUCCAAGGGAUUUAGAGGAGUCAAAGGUCUUGGAGGUCCACCAGGGUCCCUAUGGUUUACCAGGUGUGCCAGGUUCUCCAGGACCCAAGGGGGACAAAAGUCCCAUGUCCCCAGGAGACAGGGGGCCUGUUGGCGCACCUGGGGCUCCAGGAGUUCCUGGGAGCGAUGGGACUGACGGGGUUCCCGGAUACCCAGGACUGAAAGGCCAGGCUGGGCUAAAGGGCAACCCUGGACCUCCGGGGCCCAAGGGUGAUCGGGGCGAUGCCGGCUCUCAGGGUAUACGUGGACGGACAGGCCAGAUGGGGACUCAGGGCCCCCCAGGUGUGGGGCCCCCAGGGGGCCCUGGACAGAAGGGCAACCUGGGGGUGCAAGGCCUGCGAGGGAGACCUGGAGAUCCAGGAGAGAAAGGCUCAGCGGGUGAGACGAUAACAACCACAGGAGACCCAGGACUGAAGGGAGAGAAGGGUCAUCAAGGCAACCCAGGACCUUCAGGGAAUCCUGGUAUAAAUGGCUAUCCUGGCUUCCCUGGCAACUUCGGCGCCAAGGGGGAUAGAGGUCUGUCUGUCCGGGGCCCUCCUGGCAACACUGGGCCUAAAGGUGAGAAGGGCCAGCCGGGGCCUGCUGGUGCCCCAGGGAUUGGUAGUAUGGGACGACCAGGACCAUCCGGAGCUCCCGGCAUGCCAGGCCCUAAGGGUGAUUUCAGACCAGGGCUCCCAGGGCUGCCAGGUAGACCAGGCCCCCCAGGGGAGGAUGGUUCUCUGGGGCUGACUGGAAACUCUGGCAGUAAAGGUGCUGAGGGCUUGCCUGGUCUGCCUGGGGAUCCUGGGGAGUGUACGCAAGGCAUUCCAGGCCCUCCGGGGGCUGUAGGUCUCAAUGGAAUCAUUGGCUUCACAGGGACCAGAGGACAGAAGGGGGUGCAGGGCGAUUCAGGUCUGCCUGGCAGAGGGGCCCCAGGAUUGAUGGGGCCGUUUGGACGGCCCGGGUUUGAUGGGCCCCCGGGACCUGGGGGGGCUGCCGGCCUGAAAGGAUUCAGAGGAAGAGAUGGUGUUCCUGGGACACCAGGCCUGAGAGGAGACAUGGGGCCAUCAGGAGCGUGUGGUACACCAGGACCAGACGGAGGCCCAGGACCAGGGGGACGACUUGGCCCUAAAGGUCUGAUGGGUGCUGAUGGUGUGAAGGGCCGUGUAGGAGUCAGGGGACCUGUGGGAGAUUCUGGGGCUCCUGGAGAUAUUGGAGUCACAACAUACAUCGAGGUCCUUGGGGACCCUGGGGACCCAGGACCUACAGUUCUAAGGGGCUUAACAGGUGCCAAAGGAGAUCUAGGUGUGAUAGGGCACAAUGGAGCCAGUGGCAAGGAUGGGAUUCCCGGGAUUCCCGGGCCGCAAGGUGCUGUUGGCGACCCAGGCAGAGAUGGCCAGAAAGGAAGUCCUGGUUUCAAUGGAAACCCUGGAGUCGCAGGAGAUAUGGGUGUGCCAGGUGUAAAGGGUGAGAAAGGGGGAACAGGAGGUCGUGGAGAGCCUGGUUCAUCUGGAAGACCAGGUCCAAAUGGAGUAAAUGGACUGAAAGGAGAGCCCAGCCUCCCUGGACCAGGAGCUAAAGGACGACGAGGAGAAAAGGGAGUGCCAGGGUUUCCAGGUUUUCCAGGAGAGAAGGGGGAGAUGGGUGUAGCGGGGAGGUUCGGAACCCUGGGGGCCAUCGGCCCCACAGGACCCAAGGGAAGAGAAGGACUACAGGGAUCACGAGGACCUCCGGGACCAGCCGGGGAGAAGGGCAUUAAUGGUCUCCCAGGCAAUAGUGGCUGUCAUGGCCAGAAUGGCCUGCAAGGGAGCCCAGGAUUGGCUGGUAACCCAGGGUCUGCAGGCCCCAGAGGUGCCCAGGGUCGAGACGGCAUCCCUGGCCCAGCAGGAGAGAAAGGAGACAUGGGAGCCCCUGGCAUUGGACCAAAAGGCACAGACGGAAAGAUGGGCCAAUCUGGACUUAAGGGGGAUGCAGGGAUACCUGGCCGCUUUGGCCCUCCUGGUCCCUCAGGGCCUUUGGGGGACGUUGGACCUCCAGGCCCCCCUGGUCCUAUGGGACUGUCUGGAAGUCCUGGCCGGGAUGGAAUGUGCUUCGAAGGGCUAAAAGGAGACCGUGGACAAAAUGGUGUCCCUGGACCCCAAGGUAUGCAGGGGCCACGGGGACCUCCUGGUCCACCGGGACCUGGCUUUAAAGGAGAUAAAGGGAACAAAGGCGCCAUGGGCCUCCUGGGUCAGAAAGGAGAUGCAGGACCUGCAGGACCUGUAGGUUGCCCUGGACAGAAAGGGCUGCCUGGAGCACCAGGGCCUAAGGGGAAUGAUGAUCACAUCGUGGUGACACUGAUCCCUGGAGAACAGGGGCUGCCAGGUGACCUGGGGGGCAGAGGAGAGCCUGGACCCACAGGAGCUCAGGGACGCAACGGACCACCAGGACUCCCAGGUCCAAAAGGUGUCUUGGGCCUAGAUGGGCCAGUAGGCCUGCCUGGAUUCCAGGCAGCCAAGGGAGACAGAGGGUUCCCUGGACCACAAGGUAUCCAAGGUGAGCAGGGGACUCCAGGAGCCAAAGGCCCCCGGGGCUCUCCAGGUCCUUACUUUGCCGGGCCAAUAGAGGACGGCUUCCUAUUCACCCGUCACAGCCAGAGGCAGAAUGUGCCCCAGUGCCCAGGGGGCAGCAACUUCAUCUACUCCGGAUACUCCCUCCUCUUCAUCAACGGCAACAACAGAGGUCAUGGCCAGGAUCUGGGUACACUGGGAAGCUGUCUGCCUCGUUUCUCUACCAUGCCCUUCUUAUUCUGCAACACGGACAGCACGUGCCGCUACGCCUCCCGUAACGACUACUCCUACUGGCUGUCCACGGAUGAGGCCAUGCCAAGCGACAUGGCCCUCAUCUCUGGUGACUCACUGGAGAGCUAUGUCAGCAGGUGUGCAGUGUGUGAGACCAAAGCAAACAUCAUCGCUGUUCACAGUCAGACCAACCAGAUCCCUGUUUGUCCACGGGGCUGGCUCUCUCUCUGGGCUGGCUACUCUUUUGUCAUGCAAACAGGGGCUGGAGCGGAGGGCUCUGGCCAGCCCCUGGCCUCUCCGGGCUCCUGCCUAGAAGAGUUCCGGAAGAUUCCCUUCAUUGAGUGCCAUGGGCGAGGGACUUGCAACUACUACACUGACUCCUACAGUUACUGGCUGGCCUCCCUGGACCCCGAAAACAUGUUCAGUAAACCCAGGCCUCAGACAGUGAAGGGAGACUGCCCGGGUAGUAUAGUCAGUCGUUGUCAGGUCUGUAUGAAGCAGUGGCAGCGGCUCUAA
Messenger RNA from Salvelinus namaycush (lake trout), 3507 nucleotides. It is a transcript of the gene col4a3, whose product is annotated as collagen, type IV, alpha 3. The transcript has 31 exons. NCBI's taxonomy places the organism in Eukaryota, Metazoa, Chordata, Actinopteri, Salmoniformes, Salmonidae. The record is from RefSeq and is a predicted model, not a curated record. Gene Ontology annotation, cellular component: collagen trimer. Gene Ontology annotation, molecular function: extracellular matrix structural constituent. Bases 1 to 3507 code for a protein of 1168 amino acids.